UAGCCAGCUGUCAUUUACUCACUUUAUGUUUGUUUUUAUUUUGUGAAAAUUCCGAUCCCUUCCGUUUUCCGUCUUUUUCCGUUUUUUUCAUCUUUCUUAUUAAAUAAUUCUGCUUUAGAACAAAAUGUGAAAAAUUCUAUGGAGUAUUGGUUCAUCAAGUUUUAUUCCCCCAUGUGUUCUCACUGCCAUGUUAUGUCAACAAACUGGAGGCAACUUGCACAAGAACUGAAUGCUGUGAUAAAAGUAGCAGCUGUAAAUUGUGAAGAAGACUGGGUCCUCUGCCGUAAGGAAGGAAUCUCAUCGUAUCCUUCACUUGUUUUAUAUCCCAAUAAAGAUAAAUACUAUGGGGAGAGGACUCCUGAAGACAUGCAGAACUUUGUUUUGCAUAAACUACCUACUCAAGCAACUGAAAUUUCUAACUACAAUAUCCUUAAGGAACUCGUUGACGAAGAAAGUCUAGAGAAUAUCAGGGCAAAGUUAAACGAAGAUCUCGGCCAAGAUUGGCUCAUUUAUUUUACAGAAAGCCAAGAUUCGUCUCGCUUCACCGAUCUACAGUAUAGACGACUACCUGCCCUCUUACCUCAUAUAAAAUUAGGUCACAUCAAUUGUAAUAUGUCUGAAGAACUUUGCAAAGAAAAACAUUACAUCACAAAGUAUCCGACAUUUGCUACUUUCAAGCGAGGUGGAGCGGUAGAGAUGCAUGUCGGUGGAGUGAGUGUGUCUGAAGUAGUGAAUUUUGCACGAAACAGCAUUUGGGCACCUAAUCUGGAAACUCUGAAUCCGAGUUCGUUUCCCAGUUGUCUCAAAGAUGGACACCCUUGGGUUGUUGACUUUUACGCUCCGUGGUGCCCACCUUGUAUGCGUCUUAUUCCUGAAUUCAGAAGAGCCAGUAGUCUGGUUGGUGGCAUAGUAAAAUUUGGCUCUCUGGAUUGCUCCGUUUACCGCGACCUCUGUGCCUCUUAUGACGUUCGCUCAUAUCCAACAAUAAUCUUUUAUAAUUAUUCAACUCCACAUGCGUACACUGGUCAGUUUGUCAGCCGUGAUAUCGCCACAUUUGUUGAAGAUGUUCUUCGCCCUCCAGUGGUUGAUUUGACGAUCGACAAUUUCGAGUCGCUGGUGUUGAACAGACCCGUGACAGAAAUAUGGCUGGUGGAUUUUUUCGCUUCGUGGUGCGGUCCUUGCAUUCAGUUGGCACCCCAGUGGCGUUCACUUGCCAGAAUGCUCGGCCCAUUAACUAACAUCAACGUCGGAUCAGUGGAUUGCGUCACCCAGGAAUUGCUCUGUACACAACACAAUAUUCGUUCCUAUCCAACCAUUCGGAUGUAUGUUAUGGGAGGACGCUCUGGUGAAAUCAUUACCUACAACGGCUUCCAGCGGGACGCAUAUUCGCUACGCAGCUGGCUGGUCAAUUCGCUACCAUCGUCGGUUUACGCUCUGGGCGAUUACAACUUCGCGGACCUGGUGCUCCGUUCCAGUACUCCUUGGGUGGUUGACUAUUACGCGCCGUGGUGCGGUCCUUGUCAAGUGUUUGCAGUGGAAUUCGAAUUAGCCGCCAAGCAACUGGACGAUGGCCGCCGUCUGAAAUUUGCCAAAGUCAAUUGUGAUAGCUUCCCAAAUGUGUGCCGAAAUGCUGGCGUUCAAUCCUACCCGACUGUGCGAUAUUAUCCGGGUAAAACGGGAUGGUCGCAUCAGAGUCCCUUCGGCAUCCCGUUUGUCAACGACCGCAGAAAAGUGGAGGACCUCGUGGAGUGGCUCGAAGAACUCCUGGUUUCUCAUUCUCCUAGUGCCUCUGAUAACAAAGUUGCUUCCAGUCGUGACGAGCUCUAAGUCACUAACCUGAUCUUGUCAAAAUAUUUUUCCGAUCAAUCUCUUGCACACUCGCCAAAUCAAAAUCUCACUUUAUACAAUUUUGUUAUUUUCCCAAUGAAAAAUGAAUUGUGCUUAUUGCAUACUUAAGAAACGCUUUUUUGCCUGUUCUGCCCAUACUUAAUAAAAAUGUUUUUGGAUUAUACGAAA
This is a messenger RNA of Daphnia pulicaria, 2016 nucleotides long. RefSeq names its product dnaJ homolog subfamily C member 10-like. NCBI's taxonomy places the organism in Eukaryota, Metazoa, Arthropoda, Branchiopoda, Diplostraca, Daphniidae. The transcript is spliced from 8 exons. The record is from RefSeq and is a predicted model, not a curated record. Bases 139 to 1827 code for a protein of 562 amino acids.